This is a messenger RNA of Agrilus planipennis (emerald ash borer), 828 nucleotides long. Its product is annotated as EEF1A lysine methyltransferase 1. The coding region runs from base 108 to 734 and encodes 208 amino acids. The transcript is spliced from 4 exons. Gene Ontology annotation, molecular function: nucleic acid binding; protein-lysine N-methyltransferase activity. Gene Ontology annotation, biological process: methylation. The record is from RefSeq and is a predicted model, not a curated record. Lineage: Eukaryota; Metazoa; Arthropoda; Insecta; Coleoptera; Buprestidae.
AACCUAAAAAUUUGCAAACAUAACCUCUAGCGUUUUUACAACAUUGCUUUUAGUCUUUGUUAAAAAUGUUAAUGUAAUUCCAAUUAGCAACUUAAAAAUAAUUCCUUAUGACUGAUUCUGACGGAGAAGAUGUCCCACAAUUAUCGGCGGAGACGCUGAAAGCACUUCAGGAAUUUUACGAUGAGCAAUUAGAUAAAGAAGCACAAGAAAAUAGUGAAUCCACAAACGCAAUAGUUAGUGAAGAUUGGCAAUUAAGUCAGUUUUGGUAUGACGAUUCAACUGUGAUAAGUUUGACCAAUGCGGCAUGUAAAAUUCUUAGCCCAGGUGACAAAAUUGCACUUGUCUCAUGUCCCACAUUAUACAGAAGUUUGAAACAAAAUCACAAAGGCACAGUUACACUUUUUGAGUUUGAUAAAAGGUUUUCUGUUAUUGGAGAAGACUAUAAUUUCUAUGAUUAUAAGGAACCUCUUAGUAUUACAAAAGAAUUUAAAAAUUAUUAUGAUUUAGUUAUUGCAGAUCCUCCGUUUUUAUCAGAUGAAUGUUUAACAAAAACUGCUGUGACUUUAAAAUAUUUAGCAAAAGAAAACAUUAUUUUAUGUACAGGUGCAAUAAUGGCCGAUUUAGUAGAAAGACUGCUUCAUUUAAAAAAGUGUUCUUUUGAACCAAGGCAUAAGAAUAACUUGGCAAACGAAUUCUUCUGUUAUUCAAACUUUGAUUUAGAUAAUUUUAUAUAAGUUAAUAAGUGAAUAAAAUAUGUGAAAUGAGAAUCCAAUGUUGUAUUGUUACUUUCUUAGGAACAAGGAACUAACAAGGAUUUUAAGUUAAAAA